UUCUUUUGUUGUUGUCGGCCAACAUGAAAAAGACCACAAAGCUGGGCAAACUAUUAUCAUCAUUAUGACGGAAUCGGAGCCAGUUAGCUUGGAGUUCAUUGAAGACUCCUAUUUGCCGCGCAUCGAUGAUAUCACCUUGACCCCAUCACUAGAUCAGGACGACACCAGUGAUUCGCUCCUGGAUGAUCAAUCCAAUUAUGAUUUAAAUGAAACCGAAUUGUAUUUGCGGAACUUGACACUCGAUGACAUCUUUUACGAUGUGGACUCAGAUUAUGCCAACACAUUGGAACUGCAGGCAGUGGAAACUGAGUUUUUGGCCCUUAAACUAAAUCCACAGACCACACCGUCCACAUCACUGGCGAAACGUUUCCGCCUGAAAUUCUUUGCCAAACGUUCGAUGCGCGAUGUUAAGGUCACGUUUAUAGAUUUCUCGAAGCCAUAUCUGGCGAAAAUAUCAAACAAAGAUAACUAUAGAAAAUUUCUACAUAUUGGUGACCUGGGAAAAGAUAAUACUGCAAAUCUGACGGAGCCCUCAUCUCCAGCUGCUUCUGUGGCUUCUGCAGAAAUUGCUGCCGAGUUUGCGGCCUUGACCGUCGAGGAAAAAGAACAGAGAAGGGCCGAAUGGAGUCAGGAACUGGCACGUGUGGAGGAGGAAAUCAAUACACUGCGCACUGUCUUGGCCUCCAAGACGCGUCAUGCCUCUGAUCUCAAGCGCAAACUAGGCAUAACUGUUUGGAAGGAACUAACCGACGACGUUAAUCAGGGCGUAAAGAACAUUAAAGAGAGCACUGUUUACCAAUCGGUGGAGCAGAGUAUGGGCACUUUUUCGAAAGCUGUACACGAAGCACCCUUAUUCCAACGCACUGAAUCGGUGCUCAAGUCAACGGGAGAGAAAACCGCUUCAGUCUUUGGCAGCAUUACCAGCGGCAUUAGCUCGAAACUUUCACAAAUGAAAAACUCUGAUUCGAUGCGUUCUAUUGAAGCUUCUGUUGGCUCUGCCUAUGAGAACGUUAAAGUAAGCUAUGAACACAACAAUUUUAUGUGCCAAUCUCAUGCGACCAAGGUGACAUCACGGUCGGGUUCGGUUUCCAGUUUCCCAGACGCUCUAGAUGAGAACCAAUCAUCGUCGGGACUAAAUUCACCCACAGACUCUCUGACAAAAUAAAAACCAAGCCACAACAUAAAACUAUUUUCAAUAUGGAAUAUAAAUACGCGUCUAAUAAUCAAUGAACUACACAUACACAUUCACGUACACAUGAACACAAACCCACACACUCUGAGAAACACGGAGACACACUAAUAAAUUAUUUAACUAACACCACAAUCAGAAUUUAUUUAUACAUAAAGAUAUAUGUGUGUGUUAUUAUAUAUGUAAUAAUUAUGGAUUAACGCGUGUUUUUUUUUUGUUUUUGGAAAGAGAAAUUACUUACUGCAUUCUGUUACUAUUGAUAGAAUUCUAAGUGUAAUCACAAUUAAUGUUAAUCAUAUUCAUUCCUAGCUCUUUUAUAACUUGAAAUGAAGAUCAUUGUGUAAUUGUGUAUAAAAUA
This is a messenger RNA of Drosophila willistoni, 1547 nucleotides long. Its product is annotated as tumor protein D52. The coding region runs from base 65 to 1165 and encodes 366 amino acids. The transcript is spliced from 6 exons. The record is from RefSeq and is a predicted model, not a curated record. Gene Ontology annotation, cellular component: cytoplasm. Lineage: Eukaryota; Metazoa; Arthropoda; Insecta; Diptera; Drosophilidae.